This is a messenger RNA of Diabrotica balteata, 1155 nucleotides long. The record is from the annotation of a GenBank genome assembly. NCBI's taxonomy places the organism in Eukaryota, Metazoa, Arthropoda, Insecta, Coleoptera, Chrysomelidae.
AUGAUAAGUAUUACUAAGACCUGGUAUUUUUGGCCAACAGGUGCCGGAAGGAAUAAACAGCACAAGAAAAUUCCUAUCUAUGUGGUCGAAGGCCAUCAUGAAGUCAUACCAUUUAUUCAUAAGAAUAUCGGAUCGAAGCAUCUACCUGUUGAAGGAUCUACUUUGAUCCAUUUCGACUCUCAUCCAGACAUGCUGAUACCUCUUGACAUGCCGGCUGAAUACGUCUUCGAUAAAGAAAAACUGUACGAUAGUCUAAGUAUAGAAAACUGGAUCAUGCCUGCGGCGUAUGCCGGACACUUCGAGCAUUUGGUGUGGAUCAAACCGCCAUGGGCGCACCAAAUUGAAGAUUCGAGUCAGAUUUUCAAUAUUGGAAAAGAUUCUACUAACGGUACAAUACGUUUAGAUUGCAAGGAAACUUAUUUUGUUUCUGAAUGUUUGUACACUAACAUUAAGGAUCUUGAAAAUUCAAGGGCAGUUCAGUUAGACGUCGCAACUCUUGGAAAGAAAUUAGUAAAUGGUAGUGAUGAUUUGAACCAGAUUCGUUCGUUAAUAUCUAGGUCUGAUGCUCCUGUUGUUUUGGAUAUAGAUCUUGACUUUUUUAGCACAGGUAAUCCGUUUAAAAGAAUGUAUGAGAAGGCGAACAUGUACGAGCAGCUUAAAGAUAUUUAUUACUAUAAAACGCCUAGUUCAAAAGACGAUGCCGCUAUUUCUGAAUCUACAGCUACGAGAAAGAAACAGAUCCAUUCCCUUUACAAUAUUUUUAAAAGCCUUAACGAAACCAAAACAAUGCCUGAUGUAGAAGAACCGAGCGAGCAGUGGAAGAAAGUAGACAACUUUAGAAAAAAUAUGCUAGAACAAUACGAAGAAGAUGACAUAGAUUGGUUGCUAGUACACGACGCUGGUUGCACUUGCGAUGAUUCAGGACUACCCGAUCAUAUUUCCUCCAUGGAAGAACUUGAAGUAAUGUUCGACUGCUUUAAAAAUUUCUUGGAGAUCUUGUCAAAACCUCCUGUAAUAGUAACGAUUUCCAGAUCAACAGAAGAUGAUUACACUCCCUUUGAAAACGUUGAGUUAAUUCAAAACAAAGUUAUUGAACUUUUGAAGAUUAGAUUUUCUUGUGAUGAACCUGUAUUACAUUAUGAGGAGGAGAAUUAA